GUGGGAUACGAGCGCCAUUUGGCGCCACGCUCCGACCCUAGAAUAUCCAAAACCAAAGACCAAAGUCAUUUGCUAUUGCUAGCGUGAGUUGUGCAACGACACCUCUCUCCUCUCUCACGCGGGCAGUUCACACACUCCUCUCUCUGACUACCCAAGCCAGAGAAAGAGCAGAGAGGGGAAGAAGGAAGACUUGCAUGGCUCAGCUCCCGGACCUCGCGGCGGCGCGGCUGCCCGCGGCCUGUGCCGCUCGGAGGAGGUUCGUGGUGGCGGCGGCGGCAGGGGGGCGCGUGAAGCAGGGGGAUGCGGGGAAGACGCGGGUGAUCAGGGUCGCGGACCCCGUACGGGAGGGGAGGCUGCCGCUGCCUCUGCCUCUGCCUCUGCCGCUCCCGCUGCUGUUCGCCGCGCCGGUGACGCCGUCAGAGUCGCCGGCGGCGGUCACGAGGCGGGACGAGGACGAGGAGGAGAGGCGGAGGUACUACCUCAACAUGGGCUACGCGAUCCGGACGCUCAGGGAGGAGCUCCCCGAUGUUUUGUACAAAGAGCCCAGCUUCAGCAUCUUCAGAGAUGACGUUGUCUUCAAAGAUCCUUUGAAUACAUUCGAGGGCAUUGAAAAUUACAAAAGGAUAUUCUGGGCACUACGUUUUACUGGGCGGAUCUUCCUCAAAGCAUUGUGGGUUGAUAUAGUUAGUAUAUGGCAGCCUGCCGAUAAUCUCAUCAUGAUUCGCUGGACUGCCCAUGGCAUUCCUCGAGUCCCAUGGGAGGGCCAUGGUCGCUUUGAUGGCACUUCUGAGUAUAAACUUGACAAGAAUGGGAAGAUCUUUGAGCAUAAGGUGCACAACGUCGCUAUGAAUCCACCAACAAAAUUUAAGGUCCUAUCUGUCCAUGAGCUAAUUAGAUCACUUGGUUGUUCUUCCACUCCGAAACCUACUUAUUUUGAGGCUUCAUGUCAAUCUUUGAGUGCAGCGCCACUUAAUUUGAGACUGGCAUGGAUAAGAUGCUACAUUUCAUUGUGCCGUAUGCUUUCACUAGCAAAUCUGGGAGAAGGAUAGCAUGGGUUUAGCUUGAUACCUCCAUUUUUGGUCUUUUCAUUAUAUGGUAGCACACAAAAUUACUGAGUACUACUGAGUCAUAGCAGAUGUAUAUGUACAGUAUAAUUUGUAGAAUAAAAAUACCUCUUGGUUAAGGUGUAUAAGCUGAAAUGCUGCACUUGUCAUUGGCUGUUAAAUUUACCAGUCUGCUAGCUAGUUGAUUGGACAUAUUUGUGUCCACCCUGCAUCUUGUUUAUGCGAUGUUAUAAAUGCGAAAAACUGAAUGUUUAAGUGA
This is a messenger RNA of Phragmites australis (common reed), 1323 nucleotides long. RefSeq lists its product as uncharacterized. The transcript is spliced from 2 exons. NCBI's taxonomy places the organism in Eukaryota, Viridiplantae, Streptophyta, Magnoliopsida, Poales, Poaceae. Bases 195 to 1049 code for a protein of 284 amino acids. The record is from RefSeq and is a predicted model, not a curated record.